AUGAUUGGAAUGUUCGUGGCCACACUACCCUAUCGAGUUCAGCUAGAUCCAAAUGGCUCAUUCGAACAACUAGUUGAACAAGUGCGAGAUCGAUGUCUGUCGAUACUUGAGCACUCACACUAUCCUCUUCAACACAUCAUCGGUAGUCAUCAUGCACCGGCAUUUCUCGAGACCAUGUUCGACUUUCUCAGCGAUGAGACCAACAUCGAACAAGUGCACCUUGGUGGUACCGUCUUGCAAUCAAUGUCAGCGGAUCUUUUUGGUCACAUCGCUAAGUUUGACAUGAUGGUUACCUUUGUUCACGGCCAAUCAACCGGAAUAUCAUGCUCUCUCGUCUGCUCACAAGAUCUUUUCGACCAUGUCACCGUACAGUUAAUGGCCGAUCGAUUCUCCUGCCUUCUGCAUCGCCUGUUCAACUCUGCUCUCUUCUCUAUUGAGAAACAACCUCUUCAUCAAUUGUCGCUCAUUCUUCCACAUGAACAACUGCUCAUUGAUGCCAUGAAAACCAGCGAUAGUCACCGACCAUCGUCAACAAAUCAAACCAUUUCUCAGCUGUUUUGCGAGAAAGCAUCAAGCUAUUCACAAAAAGUGGCUGUUGAUCUCGAUGAGCAGUGUCUCACAUAUAGUGAACUAUUAGUCUACGCUCAACACUUGGCUGUUGUUCUCAUAGACACGCAUGGUGUAAAGGUGGGUGAUAUUGUGUGUCAAUGUGUCGAGCGAAGCUUAUCUAUGAUCAUUGGCAUCAUGGCGAUCGAGAUGGCCGGCGCAGUAUACUGUCCGCUUUCGCCUCGAGAUCCUUCUCAACGUCUACACUCUUUAGUGGAAGAGACUCGAAGUCGCCUUGUCCUAGUGGACCAAGUUACGCGACACAAGUUUGGAGAUGACGCUGUCAUCUCGCAUGUGAAUAUCAAUGAAGCAAUCAAUGCGACCAGGAUGACCAGCGACGAUGAUUUGAACCGGAUUGCAAAUAUCAAAGUCACGUCCGAAAGUAUCGCUUAUGUGAUCUUCACUAGUGGCUCAACAGGCACUCCAAAAGCGGCACAAAUACGGCAAAGAAAUUUCAUAGCAUAUAUCGAGUCUGUGCUUCCAGUCGGUACUUUCAGCGAGAAGGACACCGUUCUACAAAUAGGCCGAUGUACGUUUGAUAUUCAUGUUCAAGACGUGAUCGGAACAUUGAUUGUUGGUGGUACCGUUGUAAUGCUGCAACCGGACGGCAUUAUGAACGUGAAAUAUCUUGGUGAUAUCAUUAGACAGAAAGAAGUGUCGUACAUGUUCAUUGUGCCGACGGUGCUUAACAGUUUAGGCAGUUAUUUCAAGGAAAAGAAUAGCGCAGAGAAGAUUCCGUCGUUAAGAACGAUUUGCAGCGGUGGAGAUGUACUUUCCACGAAGGUUGUUGAUCUACUUACUACAUAUGUUGUCAACGAUUGUCGUAUCUGGAAUGUAUACGGGCCAGCUGAGACAACACUUGCUUCUCACUACUACCUCGUCGAUCCAACGAUUCAAGUAAAGAACAUUCCGCUCGGUCGACCACUUCCUAACUAUCCAUGCCUGAUUUUCGAUGAGUUUCUACAGCCUGUUCCUGUUGGACAACAGGGUGAACUGCUCAUCGGUGGCGACGGAGUCUUUGCCGGCUAUCUCGGACGCGAAGACCUGACGCAAAAGGCGCUCAUUGAGAUCGACGGGCAGCUCUUCUAUCGGACAGGCGACCUCGUUCGGCUGGACACCAAUGGCAAUCUCCACUCCAUCGGUCGCAAAGAUUAUCAAGUGAAACUACGCGGACAACGAAUCGAACUCGGCGAAAUCGAACAAUGUUUACUCAGUUCGUCGUCACAUGUGUCUGCUUGUGCGGUGAUCAAGUGGGGCGAUGAUCAUUUGGUCGCCUAUGUCCAAGGAUCUCACGUUGACGAAGCACAGUUACACCUAUACUGUCACUCUCACUUACCACAGUUCAUGAUCCCAUCGAUGUUCAUCGUUCUCGACCAGUUUCCACUGAACUCAAAUGGAAAACUAGAUCGAAAACGUCUUCCCACACCCGACUUUUCUUCGGCAUAUAAUCGAACAGCUGAUGCUCCUCAAAGUCCACUACAGAAANGUUCGCCACCUUCUCUCAUGCAGUCCUUUGUCAUUAUAGAUGCCAUGAUCGAACAUGAGAUGGCGAUGAGUGGUGCAAGUAUGUUCUGGCUUGAUGCUCUUCAUGAUUGUGACUUAGAUCGGCCAUUGUCACUGCCAUACGAUCGACACCGGCUGACGAAUGAACACCGAACAGGUCGUGGUACGUCGGUAUGUUUUGACUUUGGCUAUGAUGUAUCGAAUGAGCUGAUCAGAUAUGCAUCAUCUCAUGAUGUGUCAAUAAGACAAGUAUCACUUGCCAUCUACUAUGUCUUUCUGUUCAAACUCACUAACGGUGAAAAGGACUUGUGCAUUAGUAUGUCGAUCGAUAACCGAUAUAAAAGCGAGCUUAGAUCAAUAAUAGGAAUGUUCGUGAAUACCAUUCCGUUACGCUGUGAGAUUGAUCCGAGCUGGACUUUGGAGCAACUGGUGAAAGGUGUAAAUGUAGCGGAAAUGAUUUGCAUGAAAUAUUCGUAUUUUCCUCUUGAACGGAUAUUGAAUCAAUACGGAAAUGUUUCGAAGCCGACUUUUCUUAACAUUGGUUUUAGUUUUCGAUCACGAGGAGAUCUGAUCAACAAAAAUGAUGUAGCGAUUAAUAAUGCUCGACUGCAUUUUCCAUUCCAUUCACUUAGUAAAUAUGAAGGAGAUAUAAUAGACGAUCUCGAUUUCACUCUAUCAGCUGAGCACAAUAGAGUUACGGAUCAGCUAUCGUGUACAAUUAAUGCAACACUUGACUUAUUCAAUUUGAAAUCUGUGGAGACGAUUUCACAACGAUGUCAUCGGAUUAUGCAAGAAAUAUUUUAUGGAGCAGAAGCUGAACUUGACAGGAGAGUGUACGAGCUGUCACCAUCAUUACCAAAUGAAAGAUAUCUCACGCAGGCGAUGAACAACACGGAAAUAUCAUACGCACAAAUUUCUUGUGUUCGUACAGAAUUCGUUCGUCAAGCAACUAUACAUCAGCAGAAACUAGCAGUGGAACUCGACGAGCAGUCUCUCACCUAUGCAGAGCUGUUGCACUAUGUUCAGGUCUUGUCGUUGCAUCUUCUCAGUCAGUAUCGUGUCGCUGCAGGUGAUGUCGUUUGUCAAUGUGUGGAAAGAAGCUUGUCGAUGGUAAUUGGUAUCAUGGCGAUCGAGAUGGUGGGUGGUGUGUACUGUCCACUGUCACCUCGAGAUCCCGAUCAGCGAUUGCAUGCACUUGUUCAGCAAAACAGAAGCCGUAUUGUACUAACUCAUUGGCUGACAGUUAAUAGAUUCGGUAAUAAAAUCGUCACAUGUCGCAAUGAAGCAAUGUUAGAUUGUGAAGCUGAGUCAAGUGACAUGAUCACCCAACGAAUAUCUAACGUACCGAUCACGCCAAGUCACAUCAGUUACGUUAUUUUUACCAGUGGAUCCACUGGAAUUCCAAAAGCGGUUCAAGUUCGACAAAAAAAUUUCCUUCAGUGCAUGUACGCGUUGACUUGUGUCGACUCUAUUUUGAAGAAUGAUACAAUCGUACAAAUGGCACGGUGUUCUUUUGAUAUUCAUGUUCAAGAAAUAAUGGGGUCCUUAAUCAUUGGAGCUUCAUUGAUUAUGCUGCAUCCGAGUGAAAAAGCUGGAAAUAAAAGAGUAGUUCAGUAUCUUCGGUCAAUUUGCAGCGGCGGUGAACCCUUUCCGAUCAAGUUACUUAGCUCACUAAAUAAUAUGAAUUUCUCGAAUGUCAUUGUUUCCAAUUUGUAUGGGCCAGCUGAAACCACCAUGGAUUCAACAUUCCAUCUUUUCGAUAUCACUAAAAACAUUGACAUUAUUUCUAUAGGAUGUUUACUGCCGAACUACACUUGCUACAUCUUUGAUGAACAUUUUCGAUCCGUCCCAAUAAACCAAGAAGGCGAACUAUACAUAGGCGGCGCUGGUGUCUUUGCAGGCUAUUUACAUCGUGAUGAUCUCACUUCAAAAGCAUUGAUUCAUAUCGAUAGUGAUAUCUAUUAUCGCACUGGUGAUAUUGUUCGCGUUGACGCCAACGGCGCUUUGCAUUACCGAGGCAGAAAAGACCAACAAGUCAAAAUUCGAGGUCAACGUAUUGAACUGGGUGAAAUUGAAAAAUGCAUACUUAACACGUCUGUCUCUGCUUGCAUCGUUAUCAAAUGGGGAGAAGAUCACUUAGUCGCAUAUGUUCAAGGCUCUGAUGUCACCGAAAAUCAGCUUCGCGACCACUGUCAGUCACAUCUUCCACCACACA
This is a messenger RNA of Adineta ricciae, 4324 nucleotides long. Lineage: Eukaryota; Metazoa; Rotifera; Eurotatoria; Adinetida; Adinetidae. The record is from the annotation of a GenBank genome assembly.